AUGAGCUGGGCACGCAGAAGCGCAGGGUUGGAGGGAGGACCAAUCACGGCGGUACCAUCCUCGAGGGUCUGGCGAUUUCAACCUAGCCCCGGAGGAGGCGAUUCGGAAGUGGUACUCGACGACAAAUCCUUCCCAGCAGGCCAGACGUCUGAAAAGACGGUCAACGGCUCCUCUGUGCUGGUUGACAGAUCCUCUUCCUCCACCAUCGCAGUCAUCUCUCGAAAGCCCUCGCAAGGCCUCUUCUCCAGCUCUAUUCCGGCCCCGCUCCCACCCUCUUCCUUGCCCCGCCAAACCUUCGACGAGGCCACCGAAAUUGGCACGCCCCAAUCGCAUGAUGCACCUUCUUCACCCACUCCCCCCUCCGCAUCUCCCGACGAAGAGCGCAAGGUCUAUGAUCCCGAUGUCGCGGACCUGGUGAUAUCCCCCCGGGAUACUCUUCCCUUCACGUUGGAUGAUUUACCGACCUGCCCAAAGCCGAUCUACCCGAUUGACAAGCACCGCGGCACCUUCAAAUUUGGUAUCCCUUCCAAUCUGGAAGAGUGCCGGGAAGAAUGGGACUCACUCUGGGAUGAGGAUGUCUGGAGUGCCCGUAGCUUGAGGACUCUGAGCAGUGCUAGGCAUAAGGUGCUUCUUAGAAACGUCGAAAAGAAGAAGAAGGGUGCGGUCGAAGAGCUGGGCCGCUUCAAAGCUCAUCGUGCUCGACUUCAUCGAUGGCUGAUCAGUGUCUGUCGACCGUUCUGGACUGUUCUAUCAGGCGGCAUCCACUCCCUCAUGGAGCCCGGGGAUAUCGGCUUCAAUAGCAUCUUUGCUAAAGCGAUAUGGGGCGACAAGGGCACGGAUCUGUACCAGUACCUGCGGAAAAUCAACGCCUACCGAUCGGACAAGGAAUACAUCUUCCCCAAGAUGCACUGGUCCAUCCUGAAGCUGCAAACCCGUGAUCUGGGAUGGCACUUCUCCACUGGGCAGCCGAAGGACGCCUUUAAGAAUCGCUGCCUUGUCAACCUCUUGUCGAACAAGAAGCUGAAGAAGUUACUUGAAAAGAUCAUCCACCAAGGGGCGUGCCUUUUGUUCUACUCUGGAUGGUCUCACAAAGACUGUGUAGAAGAGGGUACGGUGCGAUUCAAACAAAAGGCGGUCCACGACUACUUGCGAGACACUUUUCUGGAGGAAGGGGUCUGGGAGCAAACGAGGGUCGACGGCUUUGAGCGACUGUGGGCGGAUCCCGAGCGAAAGGGGAACCUCAGGCCGCUCCUCCAGGACACCAACAAGAAAGAUCCUUCCCUGGAGCAAGAACUUACCAGGGCGAUCAUUGAGCGUUACAAGGAGGCUCGGGAGGUGGGCGAGGAUAUCUCGAUCGAGAAGGUCAAUCCCGGGGACAAGGUUCAUGCUCGAGGAGGUCGCGUCUAUCAUCCCUUCGCCCCAGCGUACGGCCGAUUCGACCGCCAGGACAACGAGGUCGACCCCACCGCGGCAGACUUCUUCAAGUUUGACCGCAACCUCCGCCGCCACACCCGAAGCGAAGGCAACUCUUUCAUUGAGAGUCGUCUCCCACCUGUUGCUGAGGGCUCCAGCCAGUUCGGAGGCCAAGAUUGGCACCACGUCCAUGGCGUGAAGAUGGUGACCGCUGGUCUUGUCGUUGAGCUCCCCAACCUCAUCGACACUGUCGACGACGCCUUUUGCGGCCUGAUGCUCCCAAAGCUUCAGGAAGCGCGGCUCACCAUCCCCAACCUUCGCCGACGCCUCCUCUCCAUUGCCACAUCCUUGUCCCCCUCCGACCUCCCCACCAAAGAGCUCUCGGCCGCGCGUGGAAGAGUUGCUCCCUCUGGUCUCGAAGGCAUCACCUCCGAGUUACUCUACUUGGUGCCGACCGAGUCCCAGAAGGAGGCUAUGGUGCUGCAGGUAGCAACAGAGAUCCGCGAGGUCGAAAAGGUGGAGGAGAUGUUCAAGCGCGAAAAAGCUAGGUUUGCAACAGAGGCCGACGCUUUUGAGCGGAACAGACGAGACCUUACCCCAGUCGACCUCGAAGCGGGCUUUGAGGCUGUUGGCAAGCUAUUCAAGAGAGACUGGACGGCUCGAAGCGGUCUGGUCAAAGACGAUGCCGAGCUCGUCCUCACCUUCCUCGACGACCUCUACGUCCACCCCUCUCUUCAAGCCCCCAAACCUCAAGCAUCCUUCAGCCUGAGCCAGGUCUCGUCAGUCGUCUGCCGGCUCUUCAUGCGAGUCGCGCACCACUUUUCCUCGCCAGCCAACGAGCGAAUAGCAAUGGACUUUCUCGAGCUGGCCUUCGACGUGCUCUUCCUCGGCAUCCACAUGCGGACUACAGUCUUUGGAGGCGCGUGGCUUGAUCUGCGCAUCGCUCAGAUUGGCGAGAAAGCGUGGAAUGUUGAAGGAGUCCGAGAGCUGCCCGCCGUUGUCGCCCGUCUCGUUGUCGACCUCGUUGCAGUCGAUAUCAAUCUGUCUGUGCUUUGUGCAAGACAUUGGCGCACGGGUGGUAGUCCGACUGUUCGUUUGAGCUGGAGAUCUGUUCUGGGUGAAGAUGCGAAGAACCUUCCGGCCAUACAUGCCAAGUUCAUCCACCAUCUGAUCCAGGACCAAGAUCGAAUCUGCGGCAUUGGUCACUGUUACGAGCUGCUGACGUAUGACCCGCGUCAGCGGCUCAAUAUCAAAGGCCAAAGCAACUCCUGGCGCAAGUCGUUCGUCUCGGUUCAGCAGCACGUCCCACGCGGCAACGUCGACCUUGGUGAUGGCAUGCCCUCCUUCCCAUCCUUCAACUGUGCUUGGGUUAUUGGCUGCUCUCCCUACAGCCAGUCUGUAACAAUCUGUGUCUCACGGUAUGUUCAGAUCAUCCACACGACACAGCGAAAGGCCGGAGGAAAGGGUCAUGAAGGUGCCUUGGUCAGGUCGUCUCUCAGAUUCAACAUCAACAUGACCUCGGCGUCUGAAGCCCAAGACAAAAAGGUCGAGUUGGUGGAUGACGAAGACGAGGAUCAGGUGCUGAGACCGGGCGUUGCUGAGGGUGAUGAGGACGAAUACUGGGAAGCGGAAGAUCAGGGAAGGAUGGAUGUGAACGAUCUCGAGGAAAGGGUGGUUGUGGAAGGCUCGUCGAAGAACCACCAAGUGUCUAGUCUUGUGCCGGGGAGUAAGCUGAGGAGACAAGGCAGUACGAAGCCUGAGAAGAGCAAGCGAAAAGCUGCUCCGGAAAACUCAUCCAAUACAACCAAACCCAAGAAAAGCCGAAAAGGCAAGGAGAAAGCAGAGUGUGAUUAGGAAAAGGGGACCUG
Messenger RNA from Cryptococcus amylolentus CBS 6039, 3281 nucleotides. RefSeq lists its product as hypothetical. The transcript has 6 exons. The record is from RefSeq and is a predicted model, not a curated record. Bases 1 to 3267 code for a protein of 1088 amino acids. NCBI's taxonomy places the organism in Eukaryota, Fungi, Basidiomycota, Tremellomycetes, Tremellales, Cryptococcaceae.